CCCAAAGAUCAAAUCCUUUAGUUAAAAUGGCGACUUCCAUGGAAAAAUUGACAGCCUUUUUAUUCUAAUACCUUUAAUUCAUAUGAACAUCAAUUAGAAAAUUUUAAAAUGACACUACAUUAGCAAAGUGGUCAAAUUGUUUUGAUCUACUACUAGGUUUUAAUCAAAUCAUGGAGCAAGAAAAUUUGCAGCACGAUGAAGAUGGCAAUAAAGACUCAGAAGCCAUAGAGGAGGUUAUAAACAAAGUGAAAUCACAGGGUCUUUUUGAUCAAUUUAGAAAAGAGUGCUUGGCUGAUGUUGAUACAAAACCUGCUUAUCAUAAUUUGAUUCAGCGAGUGGAAAAAUUUGUUGAAAGAUUUCUAAAUGGCCAAAAAUGGACUUCGAAUGUUAAUAAGAAUCAAUUGCGGGAAACUUUGAGACGUCAGUUAAAUAACUCAGGAAUCAUGAGUAUUGGUGUUGAUAGAAUAAUUGAGCAAGUUGUCAAUCCCAAGAUUUUAUUGGGUAUAAAGCCAAGAAUCGAUGAGGCAGUGUGUGAGCACUUGGGCAUUGAUCUCAAAUCUAGGCAAGAAGAGCAACAGAGACGAAAGCAAGAAAAACAGCGUCUCAUGCUUCAGAAUCAGCAACUACACCAGCAGCACAUGCAGGACAUGAUGAACCAGAAUAUGAAAAAUGAUGAGUCUUUUUCAUCUGGAUCUGGCAUUCUUCCAACUCCUAAUGAUAUGUCAUGGUCUCCUGGCAACUCAAAUUUUCUGGGUGGUCCAGGGCCUGGUAUGGGUCCAGGCUCAGGUGUACCUUACAAUAUGGGCUUUGGUGGAAUGAUGCAGCCUUUCUCAUUUAUGGGUCCCUGGGGUCCAGGGUUACCUGGUAUGGAAGGCUUUAAUCAAACCAUGAAUCCAAUGAUACCGGGGCAGCCAAUGAUACCACCGUUUCCACCAGCAAUGCCCGAUCCUGCUUUCAACACAUCACCAAGACCAGCACAGUCUACGCCAGAUUUUAGCAAACCACCACCAGGACUUCAAGGCUCUCCCUUGAUGAACGCAAAUUCAAGUAUUGGUUCAUCUCCUGGUGUUCCUGGACUUUCUACCCAGUCAAGCCCAGUUGCUCCUCCUGGCAUUCACCCAGUUCCUGUUGGACCGAUAAUUCGCCCGCCUCCACCUGGAUCCGUGCCACCACCUCCGGGUACUGUACCAGUUAUGGCCCCGUUGAUUCCUCCAGGGGCUCCAAUGGCACCACCCGUUUCCCCUCUUGUUCGUCCGAAUGUCCCUACCACUCCAAACAUACCUGCUCUAAUUUCUCACACGUUAUCUAAAGUGUCCAAAGAUGAAUUGACGCCAGAGAAAAUAGCUGUUUUUAAAACGGCUGCCGCGUUCAUCACUAAGACUGUAAGCAAUGCUCAGGGCACACCUGGGGGGGCAGAUCUAGCAACUAUGUUUUCUCCUCGGGUUUUGGCGGAGGCCAUGAUGGCUGAGUCAGGGGUGCCCCUCUCCAAACAUGAAAUCAGAGCAGCCAAACGUAAAGAGCGGAUGAAGGAAUAUGAACGUUUGAAAGCAGAACGAGACAAAGAAGAAGCUGCGGCCAAAAAGAAGGAAGCCGUGAAAGCUGAGGAGGAUCCCUUGCCACCAAAACACAAUUUAAUGGAUGUGUUUCAAGCUGCUGAGGAUGUCUCGGACGAUGAAGAAGCUUUUAAUAUGCUUAUAGAUGAAUCAGAAGCAGAAGACAGACAUAAACAGGGCAUUGUACUCUCUGAGGACUCGGACAAAGAGGAUGAAGAACAACCACCUACCAUCCAACCAGGAAAAAGAUACAAUUUUGCAUGGGACGUGGACAAGGACGGCCUCUCCGACGUGACUGUUAGUUCUAUUCACACCAGUGACAUUUCAUCCUUCGACACGUCUAGCAGUGAGAGUCUGAGUGAGGAAGAGGAAGACAAACCUUCAGAAGCAACAGAGGAGAAUCUUAAUCAGGAAGACAAGGAAGAUAACUCACAAAUAAAUGCUGACAUAGCAGAGCCAAAAGAUGAGAAACCUGCUGAGGUCAUUACUACCGCUGCUGUCCCAGACUCUAAAGAAACUAAAGAAUUAGUUCAAGCUAAAGACACUGAAGCAAAGCUUCUUUCACCAGAAACAGAAGUGAAACUAAAAGGCAGCAACGAAAUGGCAAGGCCUCGCAAGCUGGUGUCUCUUUCCUAUAGGUACAGUGAUAGUGAAGAGGAAGAAACAAGGGAGGAAAGAAAGGCCAGAAUCGCCAAAGAAAAAGAAGAGCGGUAUCUGAAACGACAACAGCGAAGAGCUGAAAUGGAAUCCAAGAGAAAAGAAAGAGAAGAUGAAAAAGCCAGACUUAAAGAAGAAAAGAAGAAACUUGAAGAAGACAAGAAGGAUGAAACUCAAAUCGAGGCAAUCACUGAUGAUGUUUCAAAAGUAGAAGAUCCUUCUAGUUUGACCUCUGUGUCUGUGACCUCUGUGACUGAUCAAGAGUCUCCCAACAAAAGCUCCCCCAAAAAGCGAAGAAAGAAAGCAGAACUCAAAGAACAAUUGCACCAACAAAAGGUAUUGGAAAGAAAGGCUGCCCUUUCUAGGCGGAGAACUCGCAAUCGCCGCUACGCCUCAGAAGAAUUUACUUCAAUUUUCACUGAACGUAAAAGUUUAAAUCAAAGCUACACUGAUCCACCCGCAGACAUUGUUACGUUCGAUGGAAGUCUAGAAGUAGUUGAGAUGACAGUAGACCAGGAGUGCGUAGUGGAGACUGUCAGUGAAACAGUGGAUGUGGUAGACGGAGAGAAGACAGAGGAUCUCACUUUGCAGUGCCCAUCUCCAUACAGUGACAUAUCUGACAAGUCCAUGUCAUCUGAAGACCAGAACAUGGCAGUUGAAAUGGAGCAGGUCUCCUCCGAUGAAGACUUGGACUCAGGAGAAGACAUAGAUGAGGAUGCCAGUAAAGAUGUCAAGUCUUCCGUGGAAUUAGAUGAGACUGAAGUUAGCCAGGAAUCUUCAGUUAAAAACAUAGCCCCUACUAGAUCCAACAGUACUGCCAUUGAUGUGACAGAUAAAAGGAAAUCACCUGAGCUAACAGAAAAUCGGAAUAGUCGCAGCCAAAGGUAUGAAGUGGAUGAUCUUUAUAAGCCGCGUACAAAUCGAAGAAGAGCCACUUCACCUCCCGCUGUGCCUUUGGAGAGCAAGGUGAUCGCAGGCACAGACAGUCAGUCUGAUGAUGAUAGAUUUUCUCAGAAAAGUCAUUCAUUAGUGUCCUCCCAGACUGUAUCGCAGUCAUCAGAGCAAGAAGCAGAGAAGGUCAACUUGGUCACAGCCACAGCUGCAGAAGAGGAUGCAGGUGUUAAGGAGCCAGUAGAUAUAAUGGCUGACCUUGAACUUGAGCCUGUAUCUGACGAGGAGGAGACCCCCUUAGAAGAAAUCUGUGUUAACAAUGCUGAUGGGGCUGAACAAGAAGAUGGCGAGGAGGAGGAUUCUGACGAGCCCGUGAGUUCUGUUAAGAAAGAAACACCGCCUUCUACAGAGACGCCCCUUGCUGUGCCAGCGGCUGGGCAGAAAGAGGAGGAUGAUGCGUCUGAUGAGGGAGAGAUUAAAAGUAGCUCCGAGGAUGACAAGAUAGACAGUGAGGAAGAGAAAGAAAGAGCCGCACACAGAAAACCAAUUGAACUUGUUGAUUUUGGUGAAGCUGAGAAAAGGGCAAGAGGAAGCCGCGGCUACUUCCCAGAGGUGGUAGAUAGAAGACCCAUCAGAGGCUCUGCAACUCACAGCUCUUAUAGAGGUGGUUACACCUGGACCUCAACAGAGCCUCCAAGCUAUGUACCUAAUGUUCAAAGGUAUCCUGUGAGUCACGAGGGAAUCCUAACAUCUCAUUCAAAGUCUCCCUUGGGCUAUGAUGGUGCUGAUUCAGAGGCAAGUUCCCAAAGCAGGUGUUCUGUCAGACUAAGGGACGAUGUUCCUCCUCCCUAUCCCAUCGAAGGCGUGAACACAAGAAAGAGGCGAUCUCCUCUAUCGGAGGUGGGCUCCUCAGGACUGUACAAACCAGUAUCACCACCUUCGCCAGUGUCGUCAUCAUCGUCGUCCUCAUCUCGGUCGGUGGGAUCCUACUCGUCGUCAAGGUCAAGGUCUAGCUCACACUCUCGCUCCAGCUCUCUUUCAUCCACUUCGUCUUCACACUCCUCUCGUGAAAAGGCCAAACGCAAGAAGAAAAGAAGGAGGCGGAGAAGCAGCAGAAAUAAAGAAGUGUCAAAUGUCAGGCAGAAGUUCUCCUCCAGUAAAAGCCUAGAUACUUUUUCUCCAAUCAAAGGGCCUGAAAUAAUGCCCAAAGUUGUCUCCGAACCCCAGUUACUCGAGCGUCUACUGUCUUCUGGCCAUGAGUCUAUUUCAUCAGAUGAACUGCCUUACUUUCCAGAUGACGAGCCUCAACCCCCGCUGUCCCCUCCUAAGGUCAAAGUUAAAAGAAGGCGUUCUUCUCAAUGUGAUUCCUCUACAGGAAGCUCAUCUUCAAAGUCCCCUGUAAAUAAAAAGCAACGCUGCAGCCAGUCGCCAGGCAAAGAAUCUAUUUCAUCUAGUGAAUUAAUUUAUUCCCCUACAAGAUUGAAAUCACCCAAGAAAAUGUCGGAAGCUGAAAAUGAUGAUGAUGACAAUCUUUCCAUUGAGCGGCCACCAAUGUCCCCAGGAAGAAGUUCAAUUUCAUCAGGUGAAUUGCCGGACUAUCCAGAACAAGACCUUGAAGGAUUUUCACCACACCACCCCCCACUUCAACAAGAAGACAUUGAUAGAUUUCAACCUCCUUUACCGCCGUCUCCCCAGAACUUUGACAUCAAUCCCCCAUUGCCACCACCAUUGCCUGAGAUGCCACCUGAACCUUCACAUUCACCACCUGAAUCCCACCAUUUAAUACCUGAGGCCCCGCCUUCAUCACCAGAAGAAGAUGGAGAGAUAACAGAAGAAACAGAAUUCAGUGGCGCUGAGAACUCCGUCACAGAGAAAGCUUCUUGUGUCCAAAUGUCUAACCCGGACUCCGCUAUUGAUACUCAGCCUGAAAUACAAUGUGAAGGACCUAGUCCCCAGCCUUCUUUAAGCCCUAAAGAUUCUGCUCCUGCCAAAGAGGAUAUUGUCAUUCCACUUUUAGAGGUUUCUGAACAUUCAAGCUCAACUCCGCCCCACUCAGAGCCUCCUUUACUUUUAGCAACUGAAAAUUAUAGCCGCAUGACAUCAUCACAAGGUACCUCAGAAUGCAUCCCAGAGAAAGUUAAAACGGCUGUUGAAGAAAGUGAUUUGGGAAGAGAAGGUUCUGACACUACAGUAGUAGAAUGUAGUUCUAUUAAUUCUAAUACAGACAAUAGGCAAUCUUUAACAGUAGUGAAUGACAAAGACAUUUUGCCAACGAGAGUUCAACUUUCAGACAUAGAAACUCAAGAGCAGUCAGGUAUUCAAAGAGAUGAGAUGCUGACUAUAGAUGAUGUUUCUGAGAUCCCAAGUGGUGCAACAGAUUCAAAAUCUCUCAAAGGAGAUGUUGAUGAAGCAAUGGGAACUUUCAUUGGUGAGUGUAUACAAAAAACAAACUUUGACCAUUCUCUUUCACAGUCCCUUGGUGAGGAAGCACAUGAACCAACAGCUUUAGAAAGUUUGGGGGAGGUAUGUGAACCAGAAGCUUCAAUAAGUGUGGAUGAAGUUCAUGAACCUGAAGCUUCAGAAAGUGUGGCUAAAGUACAUGAACCAGAAGAUUCAGAAAGUGUGGAUAGAACACAUGAACCAAAAGCUUCAGAAAGUGUAUAGAAAUCAACAGAUUCAGAAUGUGCUGGGAAUUCCAGCUUACAGUAGAACCUGGAUAUGAAUCGUGCUUUAGUCAAUUAUUAAACUAUUUAUGUAUGGGGAAAAACUACAAUGAAAUUUAUUAUGUUGGAUUCAGUUUUGUUUUUUAGUAUUCAAAUGUUGGGAGCUUCCUUCUUUUACUGCCAUUGACAUUCUUUGUCCAAAACUAGAUGGAGACACUGUCUUAUGGGGCAAACUUUAAGUCAAUGUCUUUGCUAAAAUCCCUUUAACUUUCUCUACCAUCUAAACUUAAAUGCAUUUCUAAUGUUCAACAUUUAUCUUGUUCACUUGAGUGUAAGGAUGUGUCAUUGGGGGGAUCCUGGAUUUUGUCUGCCUAAGACUACAUAAGAUUCUUCAACAGAGAAAUAAGUUUGGGUCCAAUACUUUAGAACUAUUUUUAUUUUAAAUAGUUAUUAAAAAUAUCAGAUUGUUGUAUACAAUACAUGCUGUUAUGUGCCAGUGUAACAGAGAGUAGCUCUGAAUACAAAUCAUUAACUUGUAAUCUGUUUUGUUUACAAGACACUAUAUAACUUAAGACACUAAGAAGAAAUUAACACUUAUACCAAAUAUUUUUGCCUAGUUUUUUUUACUAUUUUUACAGAAAUUUGUACAAGAUUUUUGUUGAUUUUUGUUUUAUAUGAUAAACUACAUGAUAUGGAUUCUUUUCUUUCUGUGUAAUACAUAUAUUGAUGUAAACAGUUGUGUUUCUAAGUUAGACAUGAGAGAUGACAAGUUUGUAUUCAGAGCUUCCCAGUCAUUAAAUCAGGGAUCUUUCUACAUUACGGCUUUCCUCUAGUUCUGUUGAAUGUCUGCACCUAUACACUUGGUCUACAUUUCUUGACACUAUUUUAAUAUCAUUGGUCUUUUUGUAUAGUUCAUUCUUCUGGUUAGCAUAUAUUUGUUAUUUGUAAGUUACUGUUUUUUUUGUUACUGACUGGCUACUCCAAUGUUGUUUGUGAAUAAAAAAACAACAAAGUU
Molecule: messenger RNA, 6779 nt
Organism: Biomphalaria glabrata
Lineage: Eukaryota; Metazoa; Mollusca; Gastropoda; Planorbidae
Product: biorientation of chromosomes in cell division protein 1-like 1
Exons: 16
Coding region: 171-5765 (1864 amino acids)
Source: RefSeq, a predicted model, not a curated record